AUGGCCAGAUUCAACUACGGCCCAUCGAAGGCUGUUGACACAUCCAUUGCGACAUGGUUCUGCUCAAAUUUUGAUGUUGGUCAUUCUUGGUGGAGGUUGGACCUUGGGGAUGGCCGUUAUAUUCAUAAGAUUGAUAUAUUGCCUCGCAGUCAUCCAACUGAUGCAUUUGCCUUCAGGGAUGUCGAAAUUCGAGUAGGCACGACAGACUUAUCCAGCGGCGACUUCACUUCAUGGACACUAUAUGCUCAUUACAUGGGCCCAUAUACGGUACAAGGGGGACGGCUGUUGUUUACUUCAUAUGAGGGAAUUCCCGGUCGGUAUAUAAGCGUCCAAAGAGGAAUGAACGUCACAGAAGCAGCUCUAAAGAUCCUUGACUUCAAAGUUUAUGUCAGGAUUCAUUAA
Messenger RNA from Macrobrachium nipponense, 402 nucleotides. RefSeq lists its product as uncharacterized. The coding region runs from base 1 to 402 and encodes 133 amino acids. The record is from RefSeq and is a predicted model, not a curated record. The transcript is spliced from 3 exons. Lineage: Eukaryota; Metazoa; Arthropoda; Malacostraca; Decapoda; Palaemonidae.